Molecule: messenger RNA, 783 nt
Organism: Pochonia chlamydosporia 170
Lineage: Eukaryota; Fungi; Ascomycota; Sordariomycetes; Hypocreales; Clavicipitaceae
Product: glucuronan lyase A
Exons: 1
Coding region: 1-783 (260 amino acids)
Source: RefSeq, a predicted model, not a curated record
AUGGUCGCCCUCAAAUCCAUCCUCGCCGCCUCCCUGGCACUCAUCGCCUCUCCUGGCGCCCUCGCCACCAGAACCUUCUACAACUCCGGCACCCUCAGCGGCUGGGACUACGUCCGCAAGGAGCACAAGGGAACAGUCGACCAGGUCACCAAUGUCGCCUACAAGGGCAGCACGUCUCUCAAGAUGACCCAAACCUACGACCCCAACUACCAUGACCGCUACCACUCCGAGGUCGACCACAACUACGGCUACAAGCGCGGCGACUCUACCUUUUACGGUUUCGCGUUCCGCCUCUCCGACACAUGGGACUUCCAGUCGCAAUCCUACAACAUUGCCCAGUUCAUUGCCAAUCGUCCUGGAGCGGGAUGCGGCGGAGACGACUGGAUGCCCAGCACCAUGGUUUGGAUUCAGGGGAACCAGCUCUUCUCUCGAAUCGUCACCGGACACUACCGCCAGCCGAACUGCGGUCGAACCAUUGACACUUUGCGAAACCUUGGCCAGAUCAGUGCUGGACAGUGGCACAGGGUCAUCCUGCAGGUCAAGUGGGCUAGUGACAACUCUGGCUUCUUCAAGAUUUGGCUUGAUGGAAACAAGGUUGUGGAGAGGUUGAAUACUGCGACGACGGUCGACGACGACAGUGUUUUCCAGUUCCGUGUUGGUCUGUAUGCGAACAGCUGGCACGAUGAUGGCCACAUGAAUGGUAAUCAGGGAUUCCGCCAGAUUUGGUACGAUGAGAUUGCUAUGGGUACCGAGUUUAAGGAUGUCGAUCCUGCUCAGCAGUGA